Chroicocephalus ridibundus (black-headed gull) is the source of this 6154-nucleotide messenger RNA. RefSeq names its product nuclear factor kappa B subunit 2 (gene NFKB2). Gene Ontology annotation, cellular component: cytoplasm. The record is from RefSeq and is a predicted model, not a curated record. Gene Ontology annotation, biological process: regulation of DNA-templated transcription; signal transduction. Lineage: Eukaryota; Metazoa; Chordata; Aves; Charadriiformes; Laridae. The transcript is spliced from 22 exons. Gene Ontology annotation, molecular function: DNA-binding transcription factor activity, RNA polymerase II-specific; RNA polymerase II cis-regulatory region sequence-specific DNA binding; protein binding. Bases 2878 to 5784 code for a protein of 968 amino acids.
GGGGGGGAUGCUGAGCCCGGGGGGAUGCUGAGCCCGGCUGCCCCCGGCUGCAGCCCCUCCGCCGCUCUUGCCAUGUGCCCGCUGGGGCGAUGGGUGCAGAUGUAUCCUGAUUUUAAGGGGAAAGGGAGCUGAACUGGUCGAGAGGUGUUAAGUUUCAGCGCCAGGGCUGCCCGUCCCUGCUGAGGGGGCUGCAGCGGCCAGCCCUCGGCAGCUCCUCGGCUCCCACUCGCCACAGCAGCCAUGCGGGUCCCUGGCUGCCCGUGGGCCAGCUGUGGGGCUGGCUGGGAGAGGAGGUGUUGGGAAGAUAGAUACAGGCUGGAGGGAGGUCUGCUGGCUGGGCAUGGGGAGAAAGCAAGUCGCACCGCUGGUGUUGAUACCCGUUUGCCUGCCAGUGGGGAAGUUGCUUAUUUUCCUGUUUCCCGUUGCGGGUGAAUACUGCCCCAUCCUGCAGCUCUCCCUGCCCGUGCUGAUCCCUGCCUGCCCGGGGAACAGGGCUGGCUUGCUGCCUGCCCUGAGGGGAAGAGGUCCAUGCCCGCAGGCUCAGCUAGCGCUACCCCAAAAGAAGCUGCGAACGCCAACGCAGUAGUGAUACCAUGGGCAGAAUGGAAACCAGGGAGAGUGAGAGACAGCAAAUACCCGGCCGACGCUGAGAGGGUUUUUCUGAGGGUGCAGAGAUAUACAACUGAAGCCGAUGGUUCAUAACACAAGAGCAGAGCAGCUGAUUUACAGGCCCUAGAGGAGAAAACCAGAAGAUAGUGGGUGGCUGGGGUUUGCCAAAACCAACUUGAUAGCCACAAUGGGAGUAAAGGCAUUUUAUGCAGAGAGAUAUGAAUGGCUUAGGUGCUCGAGGGCAGGCUGUCAGGGAGUGGGAAGGCUUGGACGGAUUUCCAGGAGAGGGGAUUUCUCUCUGCCAUGCUUGCAGGUCAAGGACUCAGUUUCCAGGAAGGGUCUCUGAACAAAGUCCCCGUGAAUGCUCUGCGAGAGGGACUUGGCAGCCUCUUGCCGGGCCCUUGCCAGUAGCUGUUGGGACUCCUGGGAUGGAGCAGAGCACAGGAUUUGUGCAGAAAACAAGGUCAGGUAUUUAGGGCCAUCAUUUGCAGGCACUGGCAGGCCACAGGGGAAACAAAACACGUAAGGAAUAGUAUGUUAGAGGAGCACCCAGCUGGGUGGCUGCAACAUGUCAGGUGUACACCAGGGCGGCUUGGAGCAGAGCCAUGCUCGUGCUGCCUCCUGUGUUUCUGGAGCACCCUUUCCCAUGGCUGCUAAAUGCUCCUGCUGCAGACAGACAGACGGACGUUUCCCUCCCGCCCGCAGGGCAUCGGCUCUGCAAGUCAGCCGGCUGUCACAGGAGGAAAGAAAAUAGCACCUGCCUUACUAGGUCAUGUUCAAGGAGCUGCAGGCAUGGAAGAAUGGCUUUAGCUUGCGCCACUUGCCGGUGGCUGGCCUUUAGUUGAAGCGGUCUGGCUGGCACGGGGAGGCUGUGCCAUCCGGCAAGGGUGCUGCGGCAGUGCUGCGCUCCGGGCAGGGAGCUGGUGCUGCUCUGGGAGGUGCGUCACAGUCAGGUUGCUGCUUUUUCCCCCCGUUCCCAGCCAUGCUCAGAGAAUCCUUCCUGAGCCCUAGGAAGGUCCGAAGACAGGGAGGAAUUAGCCCAGCAAAGAGGGGUCCAGGCCAGACGCACUGGGUACCACAGAGCAGGGAUGCUGCUGACGGCAGGAGGGGAAGUGGAUCCCCUUCUGGGAUGUGUGUGGGAUAAAAGCCGAGUGUGCUACACUCCCAGGGGAAACCCAGAGUCCUGUAAGGCCUGAAGGGCACUGCAGCUUGGCACAGCAGGCUGGACUUACCUUGAGAGCAGGUCUGAGGUUGCCACAGGCUCUUCUAGGAACAAGGCAGCGGGCAACGACUCUCCAGCUCUGCUCAACAAGGAAGGUGGGCUUCCUCUAACAUGCACUGUGCGAGCAUGCAGGCAUACGGCCAGCAAUCUCCCAAGUGAGCCGGGGCUGUGCGGGCUGGGUAGACACAGGCGCGCGACCCCAUGACGGUCCUUAGUCAUGCUGUUUGCUGCAACAAGUGGAAGUGUCUGGGGCAGCGCUGAGUGAGCUGUGAAAACCCCUCUAGAGGGGAUGGGGCUGACGGCACUGGAGAAGGGGAGCUGUUCUGUUCAAGGGCACAGGCUGUUCUUCUCCAGCAUCUUCAGGCCUGGGCUCCCCCAGCCAGGCUCAGUGGUAGGGUUCAAGGUGGCUGUUGCCAGCGUGCUGGGGAAGGAUGUUUGUCCCCUCCUUCACCUCUCUGGGAAACAGUUGCCAGCAGAUGAGGUGGCUGGCUGGUGGUGGCCGGCUGAGGAUGCCUAGGCGGGAUCCCAACAGCAGGCAGCACGUGCUGCUUCCUGCAGGCCAGCCUGGGGUUGUGUCCAUGCUCCCAGGGCGUGGACGUGGCUGGGCUCACACGGCAGGCCAUCCGGGGAAAACCUCAGGCCUAGGGGGACAGGGCAGCCCCUUUGGAGGACUUGAGUGGCUGGAAAAUCUCCUUGAAAAGGCUCUUUUCAGCUUCUGAAUAAUAUGAGUCACGCACGGGUUGAACAAUCCCCUUCCUUCCCCUCUUCUCCCACACAGCCAAAAUCCCCUGAGCGGGACCUGCAGCAACCACUGAUUCAGAAAUUCAUGGUAUGAGGGUACCGUGGAGUCAGAUACGGGGUUUUUUCUUUCUUUUUUUUUUUCCUUUCCAUUGCUUAGUGAGAAGAAAUGUGGAGCAAGAGAGCGUGCCUGGAGGCUCUGCUCUGAUCCUGCCCCUUUGCUAGAAGUCUCUGGUGGUUUCCCACAGUUGGGCAGACCUUGACCUCGUCGGGACCCCCGGCUGCGGUAGCCUGCAGUCCCCAUAGCGAUGCUGGGGCUGGACGGGUUGCUGAGACCAGCCUCUUCCUCCCCGGCCGGCGGCCGGCCCCGCGCAGAUAUGGACGAGCAAUUCCAGCCCUGCCUGGAUGGGAUUGACUACGACUUCAAUUUCAGCUCCCACAUGAUGGAGCAGAAGGAGCCCCUGAUGGAGACGGUGGAAGGUCCCUACCUUGUCAUCAUCGAGCAGCCAAAGCAGCGGGGAUUCCGGUUUCGGUAUGGCUGCGAGGGCCCUUCGCAUGGGGGGCUGCCGGGAGCAUCCAGCGAGAAGGGGCGCAAGACCUACCCCACCGUUAAGAUCUGCAACUUCACGGGGAUGGCCCGGAUCGAGGUGGACCUGGUGACACACAGCGACCCUCCCCGCGUGCAUGCCCACAGCCUGGUGGGCAAGCAGUGCAAUGAGGCUGGCAACUGCGUCGCGAUCGUGGGACCCAAGGACAUGACGGCUCAGUUCAGCAACUUGGGUGUGCUCCACGUCACCAAGAAGAACAUGAUGGAGAUCAUGAAGGAAAAGCUGAAGCAGCAGAAGAUGCGCAACAGGAGCCAUCAGCUGACGGAAGCGGAGCUGCGUGAGAUUGAACUGGAGGCAAAGGAGCUGAAGAAGGUGAUGGACCUGAGCAUCGUGCGGUUGCGCUUCACUGCCUACCUCCGUGACAGCAGCGGGAACUUCACGCUGGCCCUCCAGCCCGUCAUCUCCGACCCCAUCCACGAUAGCAAGUCUCCGGGAGCUUCCAACCUGAAGAUCUCACGGAUGGAUAAGACGGCAGGCUCAGUGCGGGGAGGGGACGAAGUCUACUUGCUGUGUGAUAAAGUUCAGAAAGAUGACAUCGAGGUGCGUUUCUAUGAGGAUGAUGAGAAUGGCUGGCAGGCCUUCGGGGACUUCUCUCCGACUGAUGUGCACAAGCAGUAUGCCAUCGUCUUCCGCACGCCCCCCUACCACAAGCCCAAGAUCGACCGUCCCGUCACCGUCUUCCUGCAGCUGAAGCGGAAGCGGGGGGGCGACGUGAGCGAGUCCAAGCAGUUCACCUACUACCCCGUGGUGGAAGAUAAGGAAGAAGUGGAGAGGAAGCGCAAGAAAGUCCUGCCUCAGUUUCCCCAGCACUUUGGCGGGGGCUCGCACAUGGGGGGUGCCGGUGGGGGGGCUGGGGGCUUCGGCUCUGGAGGAGGUGAGUGGGGAUGCCUCUUCCCCCUCCCUGCUUGGGCUGCCAUGGCCCGGUCCUGGGGUCUCCCCGCUCCCCUCUGGCCUCACCCGGCCCCCCCUUGCUUCACAGGCGGGAACCUUAGCUUCCCCUACUCCCCCGGGCUGGCCUACAACAGCAUCUACUCGCCCGGCCCCCACCCUGUGGGGGGCUACCAGGGGGGUGUGCAGAUGAAAGGCCCCGAGAUGGAGGGUCCCGGGAGCGACAGGCAGGCGCCUGCGGAGAGCACCUACUGCAAGGAGCUGCAGAAGCAGGCUCAGCUCUACCAGCUGUGGAUGCUGGCGCUGGCCCGUCGCAAUGCCCAUGCCCUGCUCGACUACUCCAUCACGGCCGACCCCCGCAUGCUGCUGGCCGUCCAGAGGCAUCUGGCUGCCUCGCAGGACGAGAAUGGAGACACGCCUUUGCACCUUGCUAUUAUCCAUGAGCAGACAGCUGUGAUCAAGCAGCUGAUCGAGGUCAUUGUCAGCAUCCCCAGCCAGCAGAUCAUCAACAUCUCCAACAACCUGCAGCAGACGCCGCUGCAUCUGGCAGUCAUCACCAAGCAGCCCCAAGUGGUCCAGCUCCUGCUGCAAGCCCGUGCCGACCCCACCUUGCUGGACCGCUACGGCAAUUCCUUGCUGCACCUGGCGCUCCAGGCUGGCGAUGAAGAGAUGCUGAAGACGCUUUUGGCCCACCUGGGCUCGGCUGCCCCUUACCUACUCCAUCUGCCCAAUUUCCAUGGCCUCCUGCCUGUGCAUUUGGCCGUGAAGGCAAAGAGUUUGGCCUGCCUGGACCUGCUGGUCAGGAUGGGAGCGGACGUGAACGCGGUGGAGAGGCAGGGUGGGAGGACCCCACUGCACCUUGCCGUGGAGAUGGAGAACCUGAACAUGGCCACCCACCUGGUGAAGAAGCUGGGAGCAGAUGUCAACAGCCAGACCUUCGCUGGGAAUACCCCCCUGCACCUGGCUGCCGGCCUGGGCUCCCCCACUCUCACCAAACUGCUCCUCAAAGCUGGGGCAGAUAUGCUGUGCGAGAACGACGAGCCCGUGAGCCCAUCCUCGUCGGAGGCCAGCAGUGACACAGAUGUUGACCCUGAGGAGCAGGAGCUGGCCAUGGAGCUGGGGGAGCCAGCCCCGGCCAUGGAGUGCGGCACCAGUCCCGAGCGCCCCACGCAGGGGCAUGGGCAGGCAGGGCACAGGCAGCGCCGCUGCCACACGCCCCUGGACCUGACUCGGAGCCAGAAGGUGCGGGAGAUCCUGCUGCAGGCCUCCCAGCAGGGCCCUGAGGCAGAGCUGCCCACUGCCCCCCGGCCAGGGAACGUUCUGUCGCUGGACAAUGAGGUGCUGCAGGGGCUGGAGCAGCUGCUGAACCAGGACUGCAGUGGGUCAGACUGGAUUGAGCUGGCCAAGCGCCUGGGGCUCUGCAGCCUGGUGGAGACCUACAAGGACACCCCCUCGCCCAGCGUCAGCCUCCUGCGCAGUUACGAGCUGGCAGGGGGCAGCCUGGGGGGGCUGCUGGAAGCGCUGGACUCCAUGGGGCUCCACAAGGCUGUGAGGAUGCUCCACAAAACCGAGGCGCUGGAGAAGCUGCAAAGCACAGAGCUGAAGGAAGACAGUGCCUACGGCAGCGAGUCGGUGGAGGAAGAGCAGGCGCCUGCGCUGGCCCUGAAGCCAGGGCGGGGGGGUGAGCUGCCCCACAGCCAGCAGCCACAGGUGCACUGAGGGGCCAGCAGCCCCUAGACCUGCCUGGGGCUGGAGGGUGGCCACGUCGUCCCCCACUCUGCCCUGACCACACAAGUGCCUUCCGGACUUGGGGUCCGGCUGCCUGGACUUGGGGGGAUGGGACGCAGCCAGCUCCUGCCCCUCUCUGCUCUUAUUUAAUGGUGUCCCUCUUCUGAAUAAAGGGACGCAGUUUCCAUUAGCCUUUGCCCUCCGUCUCUCCAGUCCCGGCCCUGAGCUGGUGGGCAGUAAUCCCCGCUGAGCCCUGCCUGGGGCUGGGAGUCUGGCAGCAAGGAGGCAGCUGCCAGUCCCUCCUCAGCAUCCCUCCAUGCCAGGGCUGUCCCCAGCCAUGGGGGAGAAACCACAGCGCGCA